This is a messenger RNA of Haliotis rubra (blacklip abalone), 819 nucleotides long. Its product is annotated as G patch domain and ankyrin repeat-containing protein 1-like. Gene Ontology annotation, molecular function: nucleic acid binding; protein binding. Bases 9 to 788 code for a protein of 259 amino acids. Lineage: Eukaryota; Metazoa; Mollusca; Gastropoda; Lepetellida; Haliotidae. The transcript has a single exon. The record is from RefSeq and is a predicted model, not a curated record.
ACAAGAAGAUGAGACAGCUAGAGAUGCAGCUGUUGCACAGGAGUCAGGAAGGUGAUUUACAGAGUGUGGAAAAGGCUGUAAUAUCCGGGGCUGAUGUCAAUGUUCAGGACCUGUAUGGGUGGAUGCCUCUUAUGUGUUCUGCCUAUGCUGGUCACGUGGGUGUUGUUCAGACCCUCCUUGGCCUUGGAGCAGACUGGGAUCUGUGUGAGAGGAAGGGGAGGACUGCCAGGGAUCUGGCUUCUAAGGUUGGUCAUGGCAGUAUUGUGAAGCUCAUUGAUGCUACCAUAGCUCAUUUACAGUCUUCCAAUGAUGGAUCAAGUUCCAACCAACAAGUCACAAAUGAGGAAAGUUUCUUCUGUGAAAUUUGUAAAAGACAUUUUUCUGAAGGGACAGAACUCUCUCACAGAACCUCCACUGUCCAUUUGUUCAACUGCCAAUUAAAACCUAAGCAAACUAGCUACCUGAUUUCGGAGUCCAAUAUUGGAUAUCAGAUGAUGCUAAGGAGUGGCUGGAAUGCAGAUCGGGGUCUUGGACCUCAAGAAGAGGGACAAAAGUACCCAGUAAAAACUGUGUUGAAGAGGAAUCGAGAGGGCCUUGGGGGUGAACGAAAGAGCACACCUAGAGUGACUCACUUCCCACCCCGUGAUGUUCGAGCUGUUGCAACUGUGAAGCCGAGGGGGGAGAGGAGAGAGUCGUUGAGGUCACAGUCACGCCGAGCCAUCAAGAGGAAAGAAAGGAAAGAUAAAGAGUGGGAGAGAAACUUAAGGCGUUAUAUGAACUCUGAUUAACUGGUCUCGAUAAAAACUCCCCUUGUCCCUG